Varanus komodoensis (Komodo dragon) is the source of this 1567-nucleotide messenger RNA. RefSeq names its product ataxin 10 (gene ATXN10). Gene Ontology annotation, cellular component: cytosol. NCBI's taxonomy places the organism in Eukaryota, Metazoa, Chordata, Lepidosauria, Squamata, Varanidae. Bases 30 to 1478 code for a protein of 482 amino acids. Gene Ontology annotation, biological process: neuron projection development. The transcript is spliced from 11 exons. The record is from RefSeq and is a predicted model, not a curated record.
CGCAGAAGGGCAGUCAGAGCGGCACAACGAUGGCGUCGAUAGAGACGCUUGCCGGGGAAACGCUGCAUACUCUGGCUGCACGGCUGAGAAGCACGGCGGAGGACCAGGCCGCGGCCUGCCCCGAUUGCUUGACAGUCGCGAGGCAGAUGACCGGCCUCUUCCGGGAGACGGCACACAGGGAAGCAGCAACCAAAAGCUUAUUCCAAAAUCUCCAGCAGACUUUGCUGAAAAUCUCACAUGAAAUUGCCGUGGUCUGCAAGGACACCAGGAAAUUAGUACAUCUAGAUGCAUAUUUACUGCUGCUGUCGGAAUGUUUCAGAUGCCUACGGAAUGCCUGUAUUCAGUGUGAGAAUAAUCAGAAUAUAAUGAGGAACUUGGGUCUGAUUGAUGUAUCUGUCCACCUGAUCCAGUUGCUUCAGAACUUAAAAACUGAUUUGGAGUCAUUUGUGAUAGCUUUUCGUUGUAGCUUCCAGUUUCUUGGAAAUAUUGCAACAGGAAACAAAGAUUCCCAGAACAGGAUUUGGGAGCUUGCUUUCCCUUCUGUUUUCUUGAAUUGCUUAAAUUAUCAGGAUGAGAAAAUUGUUUCGUAUUGCUCUAUGGUUCUUUUCACUUGCCUGAACCCUGAAAGAAUGAUAGAACUGCAAGAAGAAAACAACUUGAAUGUUGUCCUUGCUAUUCUGCAAGCCUCCAGAAGAUACCCUGAAUCAGAAUGGGUGUUCUUGAUUGUUACCAACCAUUUGCUGAAGUGCCCGGAGUUGGUCAAUGCCAUGUAUGCCAAACUGAGCAAUCAAGAAAGGACUAAGUUCUUAGAAUUAAUAUUACCAGAAAUGAAUGAAAAUGAUUCAGUCAUGAAUAAAGAAAUUGCCAGAUUUCUUGCAUGCUGUUUUGAGGAGAAAUGUCAUGCUGUGCUGAAAUUGGCUUCUGCAACAAAUGAAGCUGAUAAGGAAGCGCUAGUCACAAUACAGCUGCUUGAUCUUUUGUGUGAAAUGACAUCACAUGUUGGACAACUGGAGUGCUUGCAGGCGUGUCCUGAUUUGCUCAAAAUGACUGUUAAUACUUUGCAACUUGUACAUCUUUCUGGGAAACAGAACACAAACAUCUUCACAGCGACUCAUUCUGCAACAGGGCAAGAGCAAAAGUCUCACCCAGCUGUGGGCUUUAAAGCACAUCUAAUUCGUUUAAUUGGAAAUUUAUGUUACAAGAAUAAGGCUAACCAAGACAAGGUGUAUGACUUAGAUGGAAUCCCUUUGAUCCUGGAUAACUGCACUAUUGAUGACAAUAAUCCUUUUGUAAGCCAGUGGGCAGUGUACACAAUCUGUAACCUCACUGAAGAGAAUGAAAGAAAUCAAGAGUACAUUGCAAAGAUGGAACGGCAAGAACUGGCCAACAAUUCUGUUCUUGAAAGUAUGGGACUGAAAGUAGAGCAGCGAGAUCAGAAGCUGCUUUUGAAGUCUGUCAGAAAGAUGCCAAACCUGUAAAUGACUAGAAUGUAAAGGAUGCUGUAAAGGACAAAUGCUCUGUUGUGAAUGUGAUAUAAAUACAGAAUAAAGAAAACUUUUGACUAGUU